Tachysurus vachellii is the source of this 2078-nucleotide messenger RNA. RefSeq names its product DEAD (Asp-Glu-Ala-Asp) box polypeptide 55 (gene ddx55). The transcript is spliced from 14 exons. Gene Ontology annotation, cellular component: nucleolus. The record is from RefSeq and is a predicted model, not a curated record. Bases 61 to 1860 code for a protein of 599 amino acids. Lineage: Eukaryota; Metazoa; Chordata; Actinopteri; Siluriformes; Bagridae. Gene Ontology annotation, molecular function: nucleic acid binding; ATP binding.
UGCACCGAAAGCAUGGGAAUAUAUAUAUGGUGAAACAGAAAAACUAAAUAAAGUAGAAAUAUGGAGAGCAUAAGUGAUGGUAAAUGGGAUAGUUUGCCAGUGAAACUUCACGACAGCAUAUUGCUGACUCUGAAGAAGCUGGAAUUUACUUAUAUGACUCCGGUUCAGUCAGCAUGCAUUCCUCUUUUCAUGAGCAAUAAAGAUGUUGCAGCCGAAGCGGUAACGGGAAGUGGGAAGACUCUAGCGUUUGUUAUUCCUCUGCUAGAAAUCCUCAUGAAGCGCGAGGAGAAGCUGAAAAAAAUGCAGGUUGGAGCUUUGAUCGUCACACCAACUCGAGAGCUGGCGGUCCAGAUCAGUGAAGUUGUGGGACAGUUUCUUAAGGAAUUUCCUCAGUUCAGGCAGAUUUUAUUAAUCGGUGGAAGUAAUCCCAUUGAAGAUGUGGAGAAGUUUAAGGCCAAUGGAGCCAACAUUGUGAUUGGAACCCCUGGCCGGCUGGAGGACAUGUUCAGGAGGAAAGCUGAUGGCCUGGACUUGGCCAGCUGUGUGAAGGCUUUGGAUGUGCUUGUUCUAGAUGAAGCUGACAGACUGCUGGACAUGGGCUUUGAAGCAAGCCUGAACAAUAUUUUGGGCUACUUGCCCAAGCAAAGGCGCACAGGCCUUUUCUCAGCUACGCAGACUCAGGAGCUGGAGAAGCUGGUGAGGGCCGGCCUCCGAAACCCGGUCCGUAUCACAGUGAAGGAGAAAGGAGUGGCAGCUACUAGCAUGCAGAAGACCCCAGCAAGGCUUAGUAAUUACUACACAAUCUGCAGAACAGAAGCCAAGUUUAACUUGCUGGUGGCUUUCCUGAGACAACACAAACAUGAGAAGCAGCUCCUCUUCUUUAGCACGUGCGCCUGCGUGGAAUAUUUUGGCAGAGCGCUGGAGGUCUUCCUCAAAAACGUCCCCAUUCUUUGUAUCCAUGGCAAGAUGAAGGACAAGCGGAACAAGAUCUUCUCAGAGUUUCGGGAAUUAAAAAGUGGAAUACUCGUGUGCACCGACGUGAUGGCCAGAGGCAUCGACAUCCCCGAUGUGAACUGGGUGCUACAGUACGAUCCCCCGAGCAGCGCAAGUUCUUUUGUACACCGAUGUGGCCGAACUGCUCGUAUCGGGAACCGAGGCGACGCUCUUGUCUUCCUCUUGCCGAUGGAGGAAUCCUACGUCAGUUUCCUGUCUAUCAAUCAGAAAUGUCCUCUCCAGCCGUUUCCUCCUGUGAAGGACGUAGUGGACGUGUUGCCCAAGCUGAAGGCUCUGGCUCUAAGGGACCGGGCGGUGUUUGAGAGAGGAAUGAAAGCGUUCGUCUCGUUUGUCCAGGCUUAUGCAAAGCACGAGUGCAGCCUGAUCUUCCGACUCAAAGAUCUGGACUUUGCCGCUUUAGCUCGAGGCUUCGCUCUUCUCCGUAUGCCUAAGAUGCCCGAGUUGAGAGGCAAGACGUUCCCCGACUUUGAAGGGAUCACAGACACCGACUCCAUUCGCUUCAAGGACAAGAACCGAGAGAAACAGAGGCAGAAAUCAUUACAGGAGAGAAAGGAAAAGCAGACACCAGUACAGAAAAAGAACUUCAUUAAGAACAAAGCCUGGUCCAAGCAGAAAUCCAAGAAGGAUAAGAGGAAGAGGAUAGCUGCCAAGAGGAAGAUAAACGAGGGAUCAGACGUGGACGACGAGGACAUUGACGAGCUUUUGAGUGACACACGUCUACUGAAGAAACUCAAGAAGGGAAAAAUUAGCGAGGAAGACUUUGACAAGCAGUUGAGCGCAGGAAGAAAUUCGAAGCCUAAAAAAGGAAGUCCUCAUAAGGAUGGCGCAGAAGGAGAGAGUGAAUGAACACACAAACCUGGACUGUGCUAAACAUUGCUGUUCUGCCAUGAUAUCAGUGUGCUGUAUCAGCACAGGCAAAAGUUGGCGGUGUUAUACUUGUUAUUGUUGGAUAUCAACUUCUAUAAUUAAAGCCUGUAGGAUUUCUGUGGUGAGAGAAAAAACUAUAGGUAUUGCAGGAAUCCGAUUUUGUAAACAUUUUAUAUUUUAGGGAUAUGACAUUUGAU